AUGCCCUGCUGUCACAGGCUGGCUGGUCAUUUAAGUGGAGUUGGACCCAACCUCACCUGUGAAUGGUCAAUUACUUCCCCAGCUGAGCGUGAUCAGCUAGAAACAUAUUUAAAAGCCAGCAGUGCUUUCGUGCUGCGAGCUCAGGAGGCCGAGGGGCAAGGGGGAGCCAGCCAGCCCGCCCCCGAGAUUGCAGAGCUCACCCCAGCUCCACGCACGCGCCUGUCCGGGGCUGGCACCGAACACCCCCCCCCCGUACGCCCCUCGGAAGGGACUCACCCAGCAGCUCCGCGGCAGGUCACCGGGCGAAGGCAGCCGGCUCCCCUCGCUCCCCCCCGCCUCCGAGGCGCUGGCAGGCUGGGCUGCGGCGAGGCCCGCGUGCCCUUGGCUGUCUCGCUCUGGGAGGGAGGCGGGGAGCAGAACCUGUCGCAGGGUUCGGGGAAUGGAACAUUCGCGGCCGCAAACGGAUACAAAGUAGCAGCAGAACGUCCCGUCUGCACCAGCGUCUCGCGAGCCGCCGAGAGCGUGAGGCUCCUGCUGCCCCCGCCCUCUCUCCGCCGGCAGCAGCCGCCCGCGUGUCUCCGCCUGCGCUCUCGCGCUAGCUCACUGCGAGCGCCGGCCGGGGAGAAGAAAGCGGGCGGGGCAGCGCCUGGCCCGUCCCCCAGCGACACACGGCGGAGAGGCAGGAUCAAGGCGGAGCAGGGCCAGCAGCGCCUGUGGGCGGGCGGACACGUGGGAAUCCGCCCCGCAGCUUCCGAGGGGGCUCUACAGAAGACCUCUCUCCAGUGGAACUCUACAGGAUCAGGGUUCCAUGAGGGUCUGGGGGCAAAACAGAUGGCAGAAGAGGCACCCCAAGGUCCCAUCACCAUCGUAUCUGAGCAUUUCACAAUCUUUAAGCUAGGAGAUGGAUUUGGUGCUCGCCCUUCAAACUUUACAUAUAGUUAA
Molecule: messenger RNA, 942 nt
Organism: Mauremys reevesii (Reeves's turtle)
Lineage: Eukaryota; Metazoa; Chordata; Testudines; Geoemydidae
Exons: 5
Coding region: 1-942 (313 amino acids)
Source: RefSeq, a predicted model, not a curated record